Molecule: messenger RNA, 1017 nt
Organism: Brettanomyces bruxellensis
Lineage: Eukaryota; Fungi; Ascomycota; Pichiomycetes; Pichiales; Pichiaceae
Exons: 1
Coding region: 1-1017 (338 amino acids)
Biological process (GO): basic amino acid transmembrane export from vacuole
Cellular component (GO): fungal-type vacuole membrane
Source: RefSeq, a predicted model, not a curated record
AUGACACCACCUUUAAAUUCUGUGGCCCUUGAUGCACAAACCAUAAGUGGUAUCACAGGAUCUAUCUCGAUAGCAUGCUGGAUAAUAGUUUUUGCACCACAGAUCUAUCAGAACUUUAUACGAAAGAGUGCGACUGGUGUGUCACUGCUAUUUGUGAUUCUUUGGCUUGCAGGUGAUGUUUUCAAUGUUAUCGGUGCAGUUUUACAAAAAGUUCUACCGACAAUGAUCGUGCUUGCUUUCUAUUAUACAUUUGCAGAUAUUGUACUUUUAUGGCAAUGCCUUAUUUAUGGACAUGAUAAGGACAGUGAUAUUGAUCCCGUGCAUCUUUCCCCAGCUAAUCCUUUGAACGAAGAUGAGCCUCUAUUGGAUACUGUCAUAAGCAGUCACACUUUGAGUGGGCGUUCGGAUGAUCGCAGAAGCCGUGAUUACACGGAUAUUGAAAGCGGAACAAACUUUGAGGAUAUCGAUGGUGUUAAUCUAACCAGCAGCUGUGAUACUGAUGCAACAAGAGAGUAUUUCUAUAACUUUUUAAUGGUUCUCCUUGUUUGUUUGGCGGGCGUUGGUGGAUGGCUUUUCAGUUCUAAGGAUGAAAAAUCCACCCCUCCUGUUGAUGAGAAUUUGACGUUCAAUCUAGCUGCUCAGAUAUUUGGAUGGCUGUGUACGGCACUUUAUUUGGGUUCCCGUAUUCCCCAAAUUAUAUUGAACUAUGAGAGAAAGUCAUGUGAAGGAAUUUCAUUUUUGUUCUUCCUCUUUGCUUGCUUGGGAAACAUCACCUAUGUGAUCUCUAUUGUUGUGGUGUCUUCGGGAAAGAAGUAUAUUUUGAUCAAUCUACCUUGGUUGGUUGGUUCUCUCGGAACUUUGGGCGAAGAUUUUGUGAUAUUCUUCCAGUUUUUCCUCUACAGGGAUAACAGUCGAAGCUUAGAAGAAGAGAUCAUAGACGAGGAUGAAGUUCUAUCGCAACAGGAGGAAGCAGAUGAGGGAGAAGUUACCGCUGUUAGAACAUACGGUACUGCAUAA